AUGCUCCUCCUCCGCCCGCUCCCUGCUCCGGCCAAGCCCACGGCCCGGAGACCACCGCCACGGCGGCGACCGCCGCGUCCCCGCGCCUCCGCGUCCGCGUUCGGCGUGGGUGCCUCCGAGGAGGACGCCUUCACCAGGAGCUCGGGGUACCUCUUCGAGGAGGGGAUGUCCGCCGAGGGGGAGCUCCCCACCUCGUACGACAUCAGCGGCAUCGCCGCCGUCUACCGCCGCAGGCCGCUCCUCGUGCUCCGCCGCUCGCUGCAGAUCGGGGCCUCCUUCGGCCGCUGGUUCGCGCUGCGGUACCUCGACAGCGUCAACGAGCGCGCCGACGACAUGUUCGAGAUCAGGGCUGCUCAGCUCAGGAGAAUACUGCUGGAACUUGGCCCGGCAUUUGUGAAGAUUGCGCAAGCUGUUUCAUCGCGCCCGGAUGUGAUUCCUCCUGCAUACCUUGAUGAACUCUCACUGCUUCAAGACCGUAUAGCACCGUUCUCGACCAACGUUGCUUUUGAUAUUAUAGAAAAGGAGCUUGCGAUGCCACUGGACAUGGUUUUCUCUGAAAUAUCACCAGAGCCUGUUGCUGCUGCUUCUCUCGGGCAGGUUUACCAGGCUAGGCUACGUUCCAAUGGGAAGCUUGUUGCUGUCAAAGUACAAAGGCCUGGAGUCCAAGCCGCAAUUUCCUUGGAUAUCUUUAUCUUGCGGUUCCUUGCUGGUGUUGCCAGGAAGGCUCGCAAGCUGAACACAGACCUUCAAGCUGUGCUUGACGAAUGGGCAUCAAGCCUAUUUCGGGAGAUGGAUUAUAGAGAAGAAGCGAGAAAUGGACUUAAGUUCAGGGAAUUAUAUGGGAAUCUUAGAGACGUGCUGGUUCCAGAAAUGUAUCUUGAACAGACGAGACGGCGAGUCCUUAUCAUGGAAUGGGUUGAGGGGGAAAGGUUAUCAGAAGUCAGAGAUCAAUAUUUGGUUGAGGUUGGAGUAUACUGUUCACUUUCCCAGCUUUUGGAAUACGGAUUUUAUCAUGCAGACCCACAUCCUGGAAAUCUUCUGCGUACAGUUGAUGGGAAGCUAGCUUACUUAGAUUUUGGAAUGAUGGGAGAAUUCCGACAAGAACUCAGGGAUGGAUUUAUUGAAGCUUGUCUACAUCUGGUUAACCGGGAUUUUGAUGGUUUAGCAAAAGACUUUAUUACUCUUGGUUUGCUUCCUGCAACUGCUCAGAAAGAUGAAGUGACAAAGGCAUUGACAGGCGUAUUUGAAAGUGCUGUUAACAAAGGCGUUCAGAAUAUAAGCUUUGGAGAUCUGUCUGGAAAUCUUGGGCAAACAAUGUAUAAGUUCAAGUUCCAGAUACCUUCGUACUUCUCUCUUGUAAUCCGAAGCCUUGCUGUCUUGGAAGGCAUUGCAAUCAGCUUCAAUCCCAACUACAAAGUCUUGAGCAGUUCUUACCCAUGGAUUGCAAGAAAAGUUCUCACUGAUAGCUCACCAAAUCUCCGAUCAACAUUGAACACACUACUUUAUAAGGGUGGAACUUUCCAGAUUGACCGUUUGGAAUCUUUGCUAACGGAGUCUCUCCGGGCCAGAUCAGAGCAGUCCUUGGUCAGAAAUCAAAAAGAAGAUAGUGAUAGUUCAAGAUAUGCAAUUAAACAAGUCCUAUCAUUUACACUCACUGAACAGGGUUCCUUUGUGAAGGAUUUACUUCUUCAGGAGAUUUCUAAGGGACUAGAUGCACUUGGAGUGGCCACAUUAAGUUCUGUAACGUCUGCUGCGGCCUCUAGAUUUCCGUUUGCACCAUCUUCGUCAUCACCACUAAAUAAUGAGGAGGUCACUAACUUGAGAAAUCUAUAUCGCCUUCUCCUACUUUUAUCGAAGACUCCUCAGAAGGAAAACUCAUCUCCAGAUCCUGGAUAUGAAAGCACUAGGGAAAAGGGAGAUGAUAGCGUGGAUGAUGUUUCUCUUGUGUUAAAUGAAAUGAGGUCUCUUCCAGAGUUCUUGCCAGUUCUUUCUGUCAUACCUGAGCUUCCACCAGAGUCCCAGCAGCAGUUUCUCCUCCUGCCUGCGGAUUUAACUAAUCGUGUUUUAUCUCGUGCUGUUGCAAGAACCAUCAGAAGUAUUUUCAUGUGAAGUUAAAGCCUACUUCCUACAAGGUCUUCUUUUCCUCUUUAGCCGUUCUUUGAAACGUGGCUACAGCCGACAGGUAUAAGGAGAUUAGUUUCCCAUACUGUAGCAUUAUUUUAUAGGUCACCAUCAAAUUAUUGGCUUUGCAUGUACAUUUUUGUUGAGAGAACAUGUAGAUAUCUCGAAAGUGAAGGAGCCACCAUAAUGCCCCACAGGCUGUAGUGACUGAUGAACUUUUGUUGAAAUAUAUGAUAUAAUAAAAUACUACAGAAUUGCAAUUC
Molecule: messenger RNA, 2384 nt
Organism: Lolium rigidum
Lineage: Eukaryota; Viridiplantae; Streptophyta; Magnoliopsida; Poales; Poaceae
Exons: 21
Coding region: 1-2109 (702 amino acids)
Biological process (GO): protein phosphorylation
Molecular function (GO): protein kinase activity; ATP binding
Source: RefSeq, a predicted model, not a curated record